Messenger RNA from Strongylus vulgaris, 330 nucleotides. The record is from the annotation of a GenBank genome assembly. Lineage: Eukaryota; Metazoa; Nematoda; Chromadorea; Rhabditida; Strongylidae.
AUGGUGCUAGAGCUGUCUGGAGAAAAUGAACGGCUAAGACGAGAAUUGCUGGACACUACCGCGAAUUUGGAUCGUUUACAGAAUAAGAUCGAUAAGGCCGACACCGAUAUGGUAAAAGUUGUUCGUGAGGGCAAAGCACAGGCGCUGAAGGCUCGCGCUGUAGCACAAGCAAGAAUCAAAGAACUUGAGGAUCACAUGGCCCAACUAGACACUCAGCAUGCGGAGCAGGUGGAACGACUACAAACUGAAAUUGAAAGCCUACGAAGUACUAGGGAAUGGGAAGUAGAGCAAAAUGCGCAACUUAGGGAACAGUUAAACCAAGCAAAGUGA